AUGCUGUCAACCACCACCAAAUCAGUUCGACCACGACUGCUCUCGACCACGCACCUCGCUGCUGUCCGCUUCUUUUCGCUUCCUGUUCCACUGCGCAAUUUCUCGCCGACUGCCAUCAAGAUGGACGCAAACGUGCAAGGAGAUGCGAGCAAGACGGCGAUCAUGACGCACAAUCAGUACAAGACCAGCGGUCUAGAGCGCGACGAGCUGUCCCCCAGCCCCAUUGUCCAGUUCAACAGCUGGUUCAAACACGCCGCCGAAAACGGCGUGCCGGAACCGGAAGCCAUGACCAUCUCCACGGUCGCUCUUCAGAACGGCGUCGCGCGGCCAUCGUCCCGCGUAGUGCUGCUCAAGCAGGUCGACUCACAAGGAUUUCUGUUCUUCUCCAACUACAGCUCGAGAAAAGGCCGCGAGCUCGAGGGAAAUCCGUACGCAUCGCUCGCGUUCUACUGGAAGGAGCUCUCACGCUCGGUGCGCGUGUGUGGCCGAGUCGAGAAGCUGAGCGCCCAAGAGUCCAAGCAGUACUACGACUCGCGCCCGCUCGGCAGCAGGAUCGGCGCGUGGGCCAGCCCACAGUCCUCCACCAUCGCCUCGAGACAGGAGCUGGAGGACAAGGUCAAAGCCGUCGAGGACAGGUUCGGCGUCCCCGGGGCUGCGGGCCUGAACGAGGCCAACAAGUGGCAGGGCGACGAGAAGGCCGUCGAUGUACCACUCCCCGACUUCUGGGGCGGCUACCGGAUCGUGCCGGACGAAGUCGAGUUCUGGUGUGGCAGGCCGAAUAGGCUUCAUGAUAGGUUCAGGUACACCAGGAGCAUCGAGAGCAAGACGGCGGCUACUGAUGAUACCUGGACCAUUGAUCGACUUGCUCCGUGA
This is a messenger RNA of Sporisorium graminicola, 873 nucleotides long. RefSeq lists its product as uncharacterized. The coding region runs from base 1 to 873 and encodes 290 amino acids. The transcript has a single exon. Gene Ontology annotation, molecular function: pyridoxamine phosphate oxidase activity; FMN binding. Lineage: Eukaryota; Fungi; Basidiomycota; Ustilaginomycetes; Ustilaginales; Ustilaginaceae. Gene Ontology annotation, biological process: pyridoxine biosynthetic process. The record is from RefSeq and is a predicted model, not a curated record.